CGCCAGUUUCCCUCCGAAUUCCGCUUCUCCGGCGACCUCUCCGAGCCGGCGUUUGAUGAGCUCGCGGAGUUGGAAUGGAUAACGAAUUUGGGGGAAGAGACGUUCUCCAGCGAGGACAUCGAGAAGCUUCAUCUCAUCUCCGGCGUCAAGUCAUCAUCCUCCGGCACGGUGUCGGCGCCGAGCUCAGCCACGGGGACGCCGGCGCGUGGGAGAAUGCGCAGCAAGCGAUCGCGCGCGGCGAACGUCUCGUGGUCAUCGCGCCUCCCGAUUCUCUCAAGCUCAUCCUCAGAAUUGGAACCCAUCGCUGUGGCGGCACCGCCGCCUCCGCUGCCGCAGCCGAAGCCGGUGAAGAAGAAGGAUUUUUCGACGGCGACGGUGAAAAGGAAGUGCUUGCACUGUGAUUCGGAGGAGACGCCGCAAUGGAGGGCCGGGCCUAUGGGGCCAAAGACGCUGUGCAACGCGUGCGGUGUGAGGUAUAAAUCGGGAAGGUUGGUGCCGGAGUACCGGCCGGCGGCGAGUCCCACGUUCGUCGUCUCCGAGCACUCGAACUCUCACCGGAAAGUGCUCCAGCUUCGGCGCCAGAAGGAGCAGGAGCAGCUCCGGCUAGGGCCGGAGGAGGUCGUCAAUGCCGACGCCGAUGAGUUCUUGAUUCACGAUCACAUUGGCAUCGAUUUCCGGCAGCUUAUCUGAAGGUGAAGUAGAGCCUGAGCUUUGCUUUUUUAUUUUUAUUUUUCCUUUUUUUUAAAAAAAAACUUUUUAAAUUUCGUUUUUGAAGCGUUUGUUUUU
This is a messenger RNA of Dioscorea cayenensis subsp. rotundata (Guinea yam), 786 nucleotides long. Its product is annotated as GATA transcription factor 12-like. Gene Ontology annotation, biological process: regulation of DNA-templated transcription. Gene Ontology annotation, molecular function: sequence-specific DNA binding; zinc ion binding. The record is from RefSeq and is a predicted model, not a curated record. NCBI's taxonomy places the organism in Eukaryota, Viridiplantae, Streptophyta, Magnoliopsida, Dioscoreales, Dioscoreaceae.